AUAUGAGUUCAGCAAGUUUACUUGUCAUUAGUCAAACUGCAAUGCUGAGAAUUACUACUAUUGUGAUCGGCUUAGUAUGUGUCCAGGCUUUACCUUCCAACGUGGAAUGGACAAACAAACAAACAAAGACACCCCCGCGAUUCAACACUGAGUUAAGGAUAGCCAUUGACGGCUACUACUCAGAAAGCCACGAUGUUACAACGAGUGAUGGCUACAUAUUGGAAAUCAAUAGGAUUCCCAAUCCUCGCUUCAAAAUUGGACCCAUCAGGCCGAGGUCUAAGCCCGUUGUAUUCCUAAUGCACGGAUUACAGAGUUCAGCACUAGCCUAUGUUGCUGCGGGACCGCGCCUAAGCAUAGCGUACAUCCUUGCUGAUGCUGGUUAUGACGUUUGGAUGGGCAAUGCACGAGGUAUAAUCAACUCUCGCCGCCACAUGUGGCUCAACCCUGACGAUGAAGAAGAAAGAAUUAGAUUUUUCGACUUCACUUUCGAGGAUGUCGCAACAAAAGACCUUCCUCCUAUGAUUGACUAUAUUCUACGAACUACUCAGCAACAACAGCUCAACUACAUUGGUCAUUCGCAAGGAGGAACUGCUUUCCUCGUCCUCAAUUCCAUGAUGCCGGCGUAUAACCAGAAGUUCAUAUCAGCACAUUUACUGGCCGGCGUUGGUCACCAAAGUUACUUUCCUAGUGAUGUUUUGAGCACAGCCGCAAUGAGUACCGACCUGAUAUUUGUAAUCGCUGUGAACACUGGAUCCGUGGAGCUCUUAGGACCCAAUAACAACAACAAUAAUGAAAUAGCAGUUGAAGUAGCAGCCAAUGCAAUAGGGUGCACGGGGGAGCUAGAUAAAUUUUCCUCCAUAUUCUGUAAAGUUAAAGCAGUUAUGGACGUUAUGAGGGGGGUAUUAGCACCCUUAGAAACAGUAGCUGGAGCUUCCAUCAAGCAAUACGCACAUUUUGGACAAAACAUCCGAGACAAAGCCUUCAGACGUUGGAAUUACAAUCCUCUGAAGAACUUGUGGUUAUAUGGCAGUUUGAAUCCACCUAAUUAUGACAUUACUUUAAUCACCGCAGAUGUUACCAUGCAUUACACUGUCGGUGAUACAUUAUUACAUGAAAAUGAUGUUUUGAAUAUGGCUAAAGUUAUACCCAACGCUAAAGCUAGAAGGGUAGCAAGAGAUUCAUUCAGUCAUUUCGACUUCGUAAUCGCAUCUGACUCGAGAGAGCUAGUUACUGAUUACAUUGUUGAAAGAUUAAAUGAAAAGAAUGUGAUAUGAUAAUUUAAGUUAGCUUUUAAAUUGGGUGCAAAGAGUGAUUCGAUUUUACACAAUCUCUAAGCUAAAUUGACAACUUUAGUCUAAAAGUAGUGCUGUCC
This is a messenger RNA of Maniola jurtina (meadow brown), 1372 nucleotides long. Its product is annotated as lipase 3-like. The transcript is spliced from 5 exons. Gene Ontology annotation, molecular function: hydrolase activity, acting on ester bonds. Gene Ontology annotation, biological process: lipid metabolic process. The coding region runs from base 3 to 1274 and encodes 423 amino acids. NCBI's taxonomy places the organism in Eukaryota, Metazoa, Arthropoda, Insecta, Lepidoptera, Nymphalidae. The record is from RefSeq and is a predicted model, not a curated record.